Messenger RNA from Penaeus monodon (black tiger shrimp), 1455 nucleotides. RefSeq names its product actin-like. Bases 100 to 1233 code for a protein of 377 amino acids. The record is from RefSeq and is a predicted model, not a curated record. Gene Ontology annotation, biological process: skeletal muscle thin filament assembly. The transcript has 2 exons. NCBI's taxonomy places the organism in Eukaryota, Metazoa, Arthropoda, Malacostraca, Decapoda, Penaeidae. Gene Ontology annotation, cellular component: actin filament; striated muscle thin filament; stress fiber.
ACCCGUAGUGAACCGUAUAAAGGGGCCGAUAUCAAGGAAGCUCUGACCAGUCGUACUUAGACUCACUAAGGGUAAUACACUGUCCCCUGCACCAUCACGAUGUGUGACGACGAAGACACCUGUGCGCUCGUGUGCGACAAUGGCUCCGGCAUGGUCAAGGCCGGUUUCGCCGGAGACGACGCCCCUCGUGCCGUCUUCCCCUCCAUCGUCGGUCGUGCUCGUCAUCAGGGUGUGAUGGUCGGUAUGGGUCAGAAGGACGCCUACGUCGGUGAUGAGGCCCAGAGCAAGCGUGGUAUCCUCACCCUCAAGUACCCCAUUGAGCACGGUAUCAUCACCAACUGGGAUGACAUGGAGAAGAUCUGGUACCACACCUUCUACAAUGAACUCCGUAUUGCCCCUGAGGAGUCCCCCACACUUCUCACUGAGGCUCCCCUCAACCCCAAGGCCAACCGUGAGAAGAUGACUCAGAUCAUGUUUGAGUCCUUUAGCCUUCCUGCCACAUACAUUACCAUCCAGGCUGUCCUUUCCCUGUACGCCUCUGGUCGUACCACUGGUCAGGUUUGCGACUCUGGUGAUGGUGUGACUCACAUGGUCCCCGUCUAUGAAGGUUUCGCUCUUCCUCAUGCUAUCCUUCGUCUGGAUCUUGCUGGUCGUGACCUUACCAACUACUUGAUGAAAAUCAUGACUGAGCGUGGCUACUCUUUCACCACCACCGCUGAACGUGAAAUCGUCCGUGACAUCAAGGAGAAGCUUUGUUACAUUGCCCUUGACUUCGAGAGUGAGAUGAACGUCGCUGCUGCUUCCUCCUCCCUGGACAAGUCCUACGAACUUCCUGAUGGUCAGGUCAUCACCAUCGGUAACGAGCGUUUCCGUGCUCCCGAGGCUCUGUUCCAGCCUUCCUUCCUUGGUAUGGAAGCUGCUGGUGUCCAGGAGACCGUCCACAGUUCCAUCAUGAGGUGCGACAUUGAUAUCAGGAAGGAUCUGUUCGCUAACAUCGUCAUGUCUGGUGGUACCACCAUGUAUCCUGGUAUUGGCGAUCGCAUGCAGAAAGAAAUCACUGCCCUUGCUCCUUCCACCAUCAAGAUCAAGAUUAUUGCUCCUCCUGAGCGUAAAUACUCCGUGUGGAUCGGCGGUUCCAUCCUGGCCUCUCUGUCCACCUUCCAGGCCAUGUGGAUCACAAAGGAUGAAUACGAUGAGUCUGGCCCCGGCAUUGUCCACCGCAAGUGCUUCUAAAUUAAUUUACUACGAAUAGAAUGUUCAAUAUGAUUCGUUAUUAAAGUACAAUUAUAGUGCAUAUUCUUGUAUAUUUACUGUAGCCACCGUUGGGGGUGGAUCUUAAGAUAAGACCAUGAUGAUUGGAAAGAAAUGAAACAAACAGAAGAAUCUGGUCGAUUUUCCAAUGAAAUAAACUUGGGGAAAAGUAAAUAACCAUAAAUAAAAUUGGAAGAUAAGAAA